Molecule: messenger RNA, 484 nt
Organism: Colletotrichum navitas
Lineage: Eukaryota; Fungi; Ascomycota; Sordariomycetes; Glomerellales; Glomerellaceae
Exons: 1
Coding region: 113-427 (104 amino acids)
Source: RefSeq, a predicted model, not a curated record
CGGCCAGAUAGACGUUGGACGAAAAUCAACCAAGACUGUCCUGUCCGUCACUUGAGUAAUCUGCGGCGGACCAGCAGUCGGACGACUGAACUGCAAUGCUUAUUCAAAGUCAAUGGCUUUGGCCCCCCUCCUUUCUCAUCGAAUGGUCCAAAUCCAGACAUCAUCGAGUGCGGUAGGAUUCCUGAUCCUGGCCUUCGGCAGCCUUCACUUGUUGCUCGCAGAGCCUUAUGCAACACUACGCUACACGGCUCUCCACUGCAUUGCGCAUCUCAAUUUUAUCGGAGAAACCCAGCCUAGACGGAGAGGGAGACCCUGCCAUAAUGGGGCAUAUAUAUACGACGGUGGUUUAUGGAUAGUACAUGUAAUGUAUACCUACCACGUAGUAUGUAUUGCAAACCACCCGCGCAACAACCCCACUUGGCUCUGAACAAAAGACAACCGCGGGUGGUUUUUUGGCGACCCGGUGGAUUGCUUCUGUGGUACU